Molecule: messenger RNA, 822 nt
Organism: Nematocida major
Lineage: Eukaryota; Fungi; Microsporidia
Exons: 1
Coding region: 1-822 (273 amino acids)
Source: RefSeq, a predicted model, not a curated record
AUGAAAUUUGUACACAGGCUUCAAACAAGCCGAAAAAUUCAGGCGCUACUGGGCGUUGGAGUGCUGCUGAUCGGGAUGUGUGCUGUAUGUGUGUCUCUGCUUAUGUGCUUAGAGCCGAAUGAGGCUGCGUGCUGUCCGAGCGCGUGCGAGAAAGAGCGCAGCGAGGGUGCCUGUAAAAAAGAUGCUUUGGAAGGGGUGGUGAACGAGGGAUAUGUAUCUUUGGAGGUGGAAGCAGAGGGGAGCACCGCUCAAGGCGUAGAGAAAGAGCAUAGUGAGCAUUUUUGCGAAAAGAAAGAGCAGGAUGCAGAACAGUUGGGCGCAACACAAAAUUGUAAUGUGAGCUUGAAGACAGCCACAAAAGAGAAAGAAGAACAGUCGGACGCAGAAAAAAUGCCGAGUAACGCGCGCGCGGAGACGGCCUCACAAGAGAGUGCAAGAGAUCAGGAUAUAGCGCAAGAGAUGAGCGUGCGCGCGGAGACAGAAAAAAGAUGCAACCUGCGCCUGGAUGCCGAAGAAAGGCCGAUUCCUCCUUUGCGCAAGAAGAAGGCGCAUCGCACAGAAUCCAACGCAAAGAACGCGAAAUUACACGAACAAACAAAAAUCAUGCAUAGGAACAGCACUAUUUAUUCGGAUAUGGACAGCUUCAAAAAAACCGCAGAUUCUGGCCGGCCAGGCGCAGAUAUGAAGAUCUCCACCGGUUCAGAGACUGUGUUCAACAAAGCUGGGCUUAUACUGCUCUUUGCAAAAGCGGCUUUAAAACGUGAGUUAAAUCUGGUAAAGCAAGUAAUAAAAGACUUGUUUGGGGGUAAACCUCCCAAAUAG